Messenger RNA from Naumovozyma castellii, 1938 nucleotides. It is a transcript of the gene KKQ8, whose product is annotated as putative serine/threonine protein kinase KKQ8. The transcript has a single exon. NCBI's taxonomy places the organism in Eukaryota, Fungi, Ascomycota, Saccharomycetes, Saccharomycetales, Saccharomycetaceae. The record is from RefSeq and is a predicted model, not a curated record. The coding region runs from base 1 to 1938 and encodes 645 amino acids.
AUGUCCAAUAUGGUAAAGGAUAAACCAAAUAGGUCAGAAAAGAAGUUGAAACCGCCAUUAUGGAAGUCUUUGUUGAAACCCAAGUUGUCCCCAAAAAAGUAUACACCUGAACAAGAACAAGAGGAAGAAAAAACAGAAAGAAAUUCCUCUGAAGCUUCUUCACAGCCUACAUUGUCACUCUCCCCAUCUUCCACGCUUUACUUGGAGCAACAAUUAUCUUCAAAUGAUGAUUCCAAAGAUCGUCAUGGACUUUCAAGGGUUAGAGGAUUUUCUUUUAGUACUACUCAUCAUGCAACGCCUAUGCUUAGUACAGAGUUAAUGGUGCAUGAAGGAAAGAGUAGCGAACAUAAUCAGAAGAAUAAACAUUUAAGACCAGACCUAACAACAUCUCCGACCAGAGAACAUUCAAAAGUUAGAUCACAUUCAAGUUUCAUUAGUGUUGCUGAUCUAUCAAAGGACGAACUUAAAUGUGUUGUAGACCUCUCCCAUUUUAAAGUUUUUGAAAACGGGAAACAUCUACAUAAUUUGAAACCUUUGCCAAUUAUUGAGGGGAAAGUUUCCAAUAGUAAAGUACAUAAUGAAAUUGAGAAUCAUUUAAACCCUCACAAUUCCAUGUCAAGACAAAAAACAGGAAUGUCAGCAAUUACAAAAUUGUUUAAGCCACACAAAUUAGAUGACAAAGAAUUUGAAAAUGCUAAAUCUUUAAUUCCAAAGGAAAGUUUCAGUAAGUUAGAAGAAAGCAUUGCUCAUAAGACAACUUCAGAAAAAUUUCAAGUUCCAAAAGAUAAUAUAAGUGAAGAUCAAGAUAUAGAAUCUAUUCCAAAUAUUGUGAAUCCAAAUGCGGCAAUCGACAAGAUUGAAUUAUGCCUUAUCACCUCAUUAUCAAAAAGAAUUCGUGAUGGAUUAGAAAGAAAUAUCACAGAAGUUAAUAAAUACGCACCACCAGGAAGUGAAACUUGUAAAGAAGUUAAAGAAUCAUUUUCUGAAAAAUAUGGUAAACCAAUUGGAAUAAUUGGACACGGAAGUUAUGGAGUGGUAAAAGUUUGUCGCAGGCCCAAGACAUUAAAGGAUUCAACAAAACCACCAAAAACAUAUUCGGAUAAUGAUAAUGUCUAUUUUGCCGUAAAGAAAUUAAAACCAAAAUCCAGUGAUAGAAUUGAUAAAUUCUGUACGAGAAUUACUUCAGAAUUCAUAAUAGGUUAUUCAUUAAGCCAUCAUGCCAAAGAUAAAACGACGCACCCAAAUAUUUUAAGAAUAAUUGAUUUAAUGGAAUAUAAUCACAUAUUCGUUGAAGUAAUGGAAUUCUGCGCUUGCGGUGAUUUAUACACAUUACUGACGACCCAAACAGAUGGUUUAACAAAACUGCAUCCCUUAGAAGCCGAUUGCUUUAUGAAACAAUUAUUGCAUGCAAUAUCAUUUAUGCAUAAACACGGAAUUGCCCAUUGUGAUUUGAAACCAGAAAAUAUACUGUUCCAAUCUGAUGGCCGUUUGAAAGUUUGUGAUUUUGGUACUGGAAAUGUAUUCCAGACCGCAUGGGAAAAGCAUGUCCAUUUUCAAAGUGGGAUGCUUGGAACAGAGCCUUAUAUGCCUCCAGAAGAAUUUCUUCCUGGGAAAGAAUAUGAUCCUAGAUUGGUUGACGUUUGGAGUUGCGGUGUUGUUUAUUGUUCCAUGAUAUUGGGUCAUUAUCUUUGGAAAAUUGCUAAGAGAGAUAAAGAUCAAUUUUUCGAUGCUUUCAUGGAGGAAAUGACUUUGAAACAACAAUUUGGAGCAUUCGAAGAAAUGAAACAUAUCAAUGCCGAAAUAAAGAGAUUUAGAAGAAAUGCAUUGUAUCGUAUAUUCCAAUGGGAUCCUGUCAAGCGGAUAUCAGUAGACCAACUAUUGCAAACUGCAUGGAUGAAAAAUACCACCUGCUGUGUUGAAUACAAGGACUGUCAUUAA